AUGUCAGGAUCAAAUAAUAAUGGGAUUACAUAUCUCACUGUGAAUGAAGGGCCAACACCCCAGGCACACUUGGAGAUGCCAUCUUCCACAACAAGCAUGGGUGGUGAGCCUGCCACCUUUGACACCUUGUUCAAAUCAGUUCAUUUGGAGGCACUAUUGAAAGAAAAUGUCAAAUGCUUGGUGGAGAUCGACAUCAUUAAACUGCACAUCGACAAGAAGGUACCACCUCCUGAAACCUUGGACACGGCUCAGCACUGGGAAAUCAUUAGGGAUGUUGGAGAUGAGCUUCGUGGUAAAGGUGCCGAUGUAGGAAGACUUGCUGGGGACAUGGCAAAAUUGCUUGAUACCGACGAAGUUAGUGACGAGAAAGAUGAGGUUUUGAACAUGUGGAUCCAGAUGUUGCCUGGUUGA
Cantharellus anzutake is the source of this 411-nucleotide messenger RNA. RefSeq lists its product as uncharacterized. NCBI's taxonomy places the organism in Eukaryota, Fungi, Basidiomycota, Agaricomycetes, Cantharellales, Hydnaceae. Bases 1 to 411 code for a protein of 136 amino acids. The record is from RefSeq and is a predicted model, not a curated record. The transcript has 2 exons.